Malaya genurostris is the source of this 7488-nucleotide messenger RNA. RefSeq names its product furin-like protease 1 (gene Fur1). The transcript is spliced from 16 exons. Gene Ontology annotation, cellular component: trans-Golgi network; Golgi membrane. Bases 2827 to 7245 code for a protein of 1472 amino acids. The record is from RefSeq and is a predicted model, not a curated record. Gene Ontology annotation, molecular function: serine-type endopeptidase activity. Gene Ontology annotation, biological process: peptide hormone processing. Lineage: Eukaryota; Metazoa; Arthropoda; Insecta; Diptera; Culicidae.
GCUGACGGAGUUGGGAGUGUUUUCGCGUUCGUUCGUUUUUUGCUCCUCGCUCCGUUUUCUGGCCACCACACAUCAGAUGGUGUAUUCCCUUUUGGUCGAACUGACUGGCAGUAGUGGAAGAAGUGAAGGCAGCAAGUGCCGUGUGUAUAUCGGAACGGGACGGUGUAAUCGGCUGCUGCGUGCGUCCGAGCAAGAAGGCCUGUAACAUAUUUGGCAGAUUAUUGUUCUGCUAGCGCCGAGUGGUUUGAAAAUAAAGAGAUGAAGAACGCAAUUGAUUAGCGGACCGUCGGACGGGUGGCCGCGACCACCAGAGCAAAGUUUGACCUUUUCGGAAGGGGUUCUUUUUUCUGCUCUCUGCUCCAUCAUCUUGUGCAGAUUGCACUCCGCCGGGUUGGGUCGCAGAAUAGUGUGAUAAUUUCAGCCCCCUGCUAUGACGUCAUGAAACUGUGGCCAGCAUCAUUCUGCAAAAACCAAAACAAUGAAGAAGAAUGGCUAACAAAAAUCUGGAUAUUACAAACUACUUGUUUAUUCAGUACCCUUUAAAGCACUUCCCCGCAAAUUAUCGAUCAGAAUAUCAUCACUACGAUAAGGAAAUUAAGAUUUUACUCGAAUUGAAAUGCUCGAAUGUUUGUUUACCGUACUUUGAGCGCUCUGAUUGCCCACCAAAUGCCCAAGAUGUUGGCCACGCUAGCACUUGCUGGAGCGCCCUAUCCUUGCCACCGGGCUGGAUAAUUUAACCAGUGAACUAUUGACAGUUCCCCGACACCCGUUGAGAGGAAGGUGUAUGUGCGUGCUUCUUGUGGCCGUCGAGAAAUGUGUCGCCGAGGUGAAAAUCGUGUGCCAGUUUGCCAAUGCGCUAGAGUGGGAUAGAAUCGAAUAUUUUCCCGAGACAAGCAAGCAUUUCUUUUUUUCUCCUUUUUCUGAUGGACCCACUGGCUAGCAGCAGCAGCAAAGCAAACGAACUAGUGAAUGUGAUUCAGAUUCGAUCUCGCUGACCGUCGUGGCGCCGUCGUUCGGAUUGAGUCCAAAAAAUAAAAAAAAUAAGGUAGCUCUAAUGCAAGUUCAGUGAAAGAAGGUGCAGCAAUAAAACCAUUUAAAUUUGGCACUGAUUUGAUCCAGGGGAAGGUUGGAAAGGUGUCAGUAGUGUUACGGUAUUUUCUAAUCCCAAGUCUUCGUCUCGCCGUCCAUCAGUACACGUACCUGUGUGUGGUGUUGACGGUGAGGUACGCAUACAAACGCGGAAGCUCCCAUCGUUUGACGUUUCGCUUUGGUACGCGGUUCGUGGUCGCGAAACCGUGCAGAAGGGUUGACGACAUCGGCAUAGAAUAUUGUUUUGUGCCAUUUCAAAGCCCUCGAAUAGGGUAAGGUGUUGUGAGUGGUGUGGGAGAGAAGAUGUGCCAAGUGAUAACCAAAAGUUGAACUAAAGCAAAAAGGCAGUGCGAGAGAGAGAAUCGACGAAUUGUAAUAUACCAAUGCACAGAGGGCAGAAUUAGGUGAAGAGGAAGAGCCGAGGAUAAUCGACGACGGAACGACCGAACAGGUCGACCAGUGGCGGUUGUGGUGAUUGCGGUGGUGUGCGUGUACUAUUUACUUUGGCUCCGACGUCGUUCGUCGCGUCGUGCGAUGCGUUCGUGUUGAAUGUUUUCUUUCCUUGCUUCUGUGUUCCGUGGUUCCCCCGUCGGUGAUUCGUUGUUAUUUACGAUUGUGACGGAGCAAGUGAGCUUCCGAGAGCUGAUUUAGAACCGUGUGCUCCAUUGUUUAUGAAUCGAGUUGACACCUGGAAGAGUGGAGGAGUCCCCCCGAGCGGUAGCCGUUUCGAUAAGAAGAUGACUUCUCACUUCAAGCAUCAUGAUGAGGAAACAUUCCAAGAUGUAAUCUUUCAACGGACGGGGAAGAAAUUGCUUCGAUUAUCAUAGCAAAACCAAACGGAAAACAAAUGCUAGAGCUUACCACUCUUAAUAGGAAGUUUGUCACCGGAAUACGAUCAGGAAGAAGGAAGAGGUGGACCCACACACACAGGUUCAUUUAAAACAAAUAAAUAAACGAAACAAAAUUUCCAAGCUGACAUGAACUGAAACUGCAAUGAAAAAUCCGGUUGGAAGUGAAAUACGCUUUUUCUUCCUCUCAAGAUUCCUCUUCGCAACGAAAUCGCUUCGUUUGCCCGUUGUCUCUGGGAAUCGGGCGGUGUAGGAUGUCUGCUGCAGAAGCUGCUCCAUCAACCAAUGCCGCGUUGGCACGCUAAGAAUGCGGAGCUAGCUGUCAUUAAAGUUUGUACCGAUGUCAAAUUCAGCUCGAAUCUAAAAACCAAAACUUUGGAAUGGUCCUCGACGCGACGGAAGUGCCUUCUCCUCACGAUGAGUAAAUAAUAUGUUGCAGCUUGGGCUUUCGAUUCGGGACAGGAGCAGGAUGAGCAAUGAGCCGUUUCGGUGCGGUUGAGUUGGCCGUUUAAUGGCAAUCUAUGGUGGAACUUCGGAUGGACUGGUUUUUUUUCCUCACUCAAAUAAGGUGAUCGUGAUUGACGAUCCUUGGCUCCCGUUACGCUUGAAAACUUAUCGGGUGCUAAUUGAUCCCGCCUCGGCAAGAAAAACAAGCUUCGAUAGAAUCGCUCCCCUCAAUCGGGCCAGAUGCGUUGUGGCCGUUGGAAGCAACGCAAAAAUACUGAUUAUAAUCGAAUCGAAAGUUCCCCACUCUCUGAGUUGGGUUUGAGUUAAGUAGAAAAAGUGAUUUAAUAAGGCUCCGUUAGAGCAGUUGACAAAGUUUCCUCGACUUUGUUCUAAUCAAUGAGCCCCGUUCCGCUGGCAGCUCUCGCACCUGUCGAUUACCAGAAUGAAGUCUGAGGUAGUAGCGGGAGGAACGCAAUCCCGAGCGGCAACGAUGCUGGAAUGUGAUGUUAGAUGGACAGAUAGUGGGAAGAUAGUGAGCUGUGGUGGUAGCUACGAAACCGACCGACGAAAAAGUGCCAAAUUUAGCAACGACCAUAACGAUGAUGAAGGAGCGCUGAGCCCGCCGCCAGCUGAGGCCCGGUUCAUUGCCACCACAACGACACCAUUCCAGUCCUGCGUGCACAACCGGAGCGAUCGCGGGGUGCCGUGCGGGAGCACAACACCGGCAGCAGUCAGCCGCAGUAGGCUUUCCUCCCCCGCAGCAGCACGGUGGCACCGAUAUCAGCCGGUAGUGUUACUGUACAUAGUAGCGGUAGUGUUAGUAGGUGCAAUUCCCGUGGUAUACUGUGAUGCAGCUAGUAGUGGUAAGAGCGACAGUGGCAGUAAUAGUAGUAGUAAUAGUACUAGGCAAAUUAGUUCCAAUGUCGUGGUGGAUCCGGCGGACCGUGCGAGUCAGUGCAUCACCGAGGACCACUACGAAGGCAGCGGACACUAUACACAUCACUGGGCUGUGCACAUUCCGAGCGGAGACGAGCGGAUGGUGGAACAGGUGGCCGAGGAGCACGGGUUCAUCAAUCUGGGCAAGAUUCUCGACGAAUACUACCACUUCGAGCACCGACACGUGCAGAAACGAUCGGUGAACCCCUCAGCACAUCACCAACGGCGGCUGGACACGGACCAUCGAGUUCGGUGGGCGAAACAACAGCGGGCGAAAAGUCGCUCGAAGCGUGACUUUCGGCCCCUCAAGGGGUCCUACCUGAUACAGCUCAAUGAUCCCAAGUGGCCAGAAAUGUGGUACCUGAAUCGAGGAAAUGGUCUAGACAUGAAUGUGAUACCAGCCUGGAAGGAGGGCGUGACGGGGAAAGGUGUUGUGGUGACCAUUCUGGACGAUGGUCUCGAAUCGGACCAUCCCGAUUUGGAACAUAAUUAUGACCCCAAGGCGUCAUACGACGUCAACGGCAACGACGGUGAUCCGAUGCCGCACUACGAUCUGACGGAUUCGAAUCGACACGGGACGCGGUGCGCCGGGGAGGUGGCCGCCACAGCCAACAACUCCAAGUGCGCGGUCGGCAUAGCGUACGGGGCCCGUGUGGGCGGUGUCCGGAUGCUGGACGGUGACGUGACGGACGUGGUGGAAGCCAAAUCGUUGGGACUUAACUCACAGCACAUCGACAUCUACAGUGCUUCGUGGGGUCCGGAUGACGAUGGGAAAACCGUCGACGGUCCGGGCGAUAUGGCAACGCGUGCCUUCAUCGAGGGUGUCCGAAAGGGCCGGGGCGGCCGGGGUUCCAUUUUCAUCUGGGCUUCGGGAAACGGCGGCAGGGAGCACGACAAUUGCAACUGUGAUGGCUACACGAACUCGAUCUGGACUCUGUCGAUUUCGAGUGCGUCCCAGGAGGGAUUAGUGCCUUGGUUUUCGGAAAUGUGCAGCUCAACGCUGGCGACCACCUACAGCAGCGGGAACACAAACGAGAAACAGGUGAUCACUACGGAUUUGCAUCAUUCCUGUACAACGUCGCAUACGGGAACCUCGGCCUCGGCACCGCUUGCCGCCGGCAUAGCAGCACUGGUGCUGGAAGCGAACCGGAAUCUAACGUGGCGCGAUAUGCAACACAUAGUUGUUCGUACGGCGAAGCCCGGAAAUCUGAAAGAUCCAACAUGGUCAAAAAACGGUGUCGGUCGACCGGUGUCCCACUCGUUCGGCUACGGACUGAUGGAUGCUGCUGCCAUGGUAAAGCUGGCACGUACCUGGAGAACCGUGCCGGAACAACAGGUCUGCGAAAUAAACGCACCUCAUCUGGACAAACAAAUUCCACCCCGCACGAAAGUCACGCUCCAGCUGACGGUGGAACACUGCAUGGGCGUGAACUAUCUGGAACACGUACAGGCGAAAAUCACACUCACCUCUCAGCGGCGGGGCGAUAUUCAAAUCUUCCUCACAUCGCCGUCUGGCACCCGAGUCACCCUGCUGACACCCAGGUCUCACGAUUUAUCUCGUUCCGGUUUCAAUCAGUGGCCGUUCAUGUCGGUGCACACAUGGGGCGAGGCACCGCACGGGACCUGGCAGCUCGAGAUCCACAACGAGGGGCGUUUAUUAGGAUACUCGCUGAUUCGCGGUUGGUCGUUGAUUUUGUACGGAACCAACCUUCCGCCGGAUCCGAACGAUCCACCGAACGUACCGCGGGUCUCCACGGCGUCACCGAUGCUGCCACCCAUCAUACCGGCUUCGGGAUUCAAUCCCUAUUCUGUCGGUGGUUCGAAGAGUUUCUACGCUACCGGCUCCCUCGGAAAACCCAACCGGAAACAGCAGAUGCAAUACGCAACCUACACCCCGACCGCACAGUUCGGAAUGACUCCUGGCUAUCAGGCUCCGCCGGUGACACCCACCCGGAAGAACAACAAAAAUAAAAACAAAUCCAAUAAAAAUUCCUCGAAAACGACCACCGCCCGACCCAUCAGUCAAACUACUUUGAAUGUGUUUUUGAAUUCGUACGGAAGUGGGAAAAAGUACGAGUACAACACGGGGAAUAGGAAAAAUCAAACCCCAAAACCGAAACCGGCCAUGCAAACCAUCAACUACGGGAAAAGUGAUAAGUACCAUGCUGCCACUUCACACAUCUACGAAAAACAGAUCGCAAUCAAGGCCCCCAAACAGGUGAAGGAUAACAACGCUCAAAUCCCUCCCCGGUUGUCCUCACGCAAACCAAUCACGACAACCUCCACCACGGCCCUUCCAUCCACGUUGGUGGCCGGCAAUGGUAGCCAAACGGCAGGAACAACGACGGUUCUAACGACACAAAAUCCCGCCCAAACCGAACGGUUCUCCUCGACCAACGCUCGAAUCCCGAAACUGUUCCAACAGUACGAAAAAAUCCAACAAUUCUAUCCCGAACUGAAACCAUACUCCUCAAUCCGGGACGAUCUGGACCGACCGAAAGCGGGAUCGAGCGGGGUUCAGCAGCAGCAACAACAACAACAACAGCUACUACAAUCGAAGACGUCUUCCUACUCGGUCGCCGGAUCGGCGGGAUCCGUCGGAACGUCGAACGUCGUAACGAACGGGAAACCGUCGCGAGCGAACACGAAAAUCUUCUUCCCAGAUACCGACAUCAUCGAUGCCAUCGGACCGCGCAAGAUCGCGUCCAGUCUGCAGCCGAUUCAGCCGUUCUACGGCCGCACACAUGCGUCCCAGUUCGUGUCCAGUGGACCGAAAAGCGGAAAGGCACAAAUAACUCAGUGGAAUCUGAUAUUCUACGGCACGGAAACGCCGGCCCAGCCGAACGACCCGAUACGCCUGGGCAAACCCGGAUUCAGUGAUAGCAACUACGGCGGUGAAAUUGAGCACAACUCACUGGAAUUUGACAACGGCAUUAGUAAUGACCAGUGGCGAAACAUGCAACAGAUUGGCGAGAGCCACGUGGACGUCCAGCGAACCGCUUCCAACGAUGUGACGAGUGUGGCCUGCGUCAGUUACUCCUUGGCGCGCUGCAUAGAGUGCGGUGCAGCGUCGUACUUUUACAAUGGCCGUUGCUAUUCGUCCUGUCCGGCCAGCACGUUCCCAUCAAAUUAUCAAACGGGCCGAGAGAAUGCAAUUGUUGAACAGAACCCACUACCGUUUGGUUCACUACGACGGCGACGACGACAACAGCAACAACAACGACGACGAAGUCGAAGUAGGCGAAAUCCGACUGCUGCUCGGUUCCCCAAUGGCAGUGUCAAUGAUUUCAACAAUUUAGACAACAUUCUGCUGGCGGCACAACCACAAAAACGUGACACUCAGAUGCAACCCCAACAGCACUGCAUUCCGUGCAAUCCGACAUGCCUGAAAUGCAUUGGUCCAGCGGAUUACCACUGCAGUGAGUGCCAGUCGGGAUUCGGUUUCACAGACGUGACCAUUUCUCCCAACCACCAGCAACGUUGCGUCUCCAUCAACUCGAAACGUAAGCCAGUAUCGAAACCGGCAUCUCCUGACCUAAACGGAACAAAUAAAUCCCAGACUAAUGCCACAUCAUCCGCCUCGGACCAACAGCAGCACGAUAAGAGCUGGUUAUUGACCGACUACCUCAUUAUGAUAACUGUCGUUGGUGUGACACUGCUAGUGGCAUUCGUGGUCAUCUAUUUCCUCUGGAUGCGAUGUUUCCGGGGGGUCCUAUUGGCACAUCCAGGCAGCAGUUUGGCAGCCGGUAUCAGCGGCGACUACCAGUACAAUCGAGUUCAAACGUCAGAAACUGAGGCAGGCGAACCGUCCUACGCUCAGCUGAUUCGGGACGAGAUCGAUGAGAUUCUUGCCGAAAGUAGUAGUGACGACGAGACGACUGCUGCGUUUCUGUCGAGUGGAAUAAUUGCUCCGGUGGAACGAUGAUGAUUGGGUGUCUUUUCCACUUCAACUGAUCUUAAUUACCGUUAUUUCUUUGCAUUAUGCGCGCUAGAGAGGUAAGUUAAAGGUGUUUUUAUUCCCAGCAGCAGCUGAACACAAAUUAGUCAACAUGGAAAGCAGAAGAUAAAAUACAAACAAGCGAUCCAUUAGGGUAGGGUCUCUUCAAUGAUCACUUAACGAACAAAUUUUACAUGUAAACAAUAAACUAAUUAGUGACAUUUUAAUAAA